AUGGACGGGUCCGGGGAGCAGUCCAGAGGCGGGGGGCCCACCAGCUCUGAACAGAUCAUGAAGACAGGGGCCCUUUUGCUUCAGGGUUUCAUCCAGGACCGAGCCAAGCGGAUUGGGGGGGAGGCGCCCGAGUUGGCCCUGGAGCGGGUACCCCAGGACCCAUCCACCAAGAAGCUAAGCGAAUGUCUGAAGCGCAUCGGGGAUGAACUGGACAGUAACUUGGAACUUCAGAGGUGUGGCCCUGGGGAGGCUGGAGCCACCGCCGUCCUCCACGCUGAGACCCAGACGGGCCCACCCCUUCCCUUCCUCCCUCAAGCCCUAUGCACGAAGGUGCCGGAACUGAUCAGAACCAUCAUGGGCUGGACGCUGGACUUCCUUCGGGAACGGCUUCUGGGCUGGAUCCAGGACCAGGGAGGUUGGGACGGCCUCCUCUCCUACUUUGGGACCCCCACGUGGCAGACGGUGACCAUCUUUGUGGCUGGCGUGCUCACGGCCUCGCUCACCAUCUGGAAGAAAAUGGGCUGA
Orycteropus afer afer is the source of this 525-nucleotide messenger RNA. RefSeq names its product BCL2 associated X, apoptosis regulator (gene BAX). The record is from RefSeq and is a predicted model, not a curated record. Bases 1 to 525 code for a protein of 174 amino acids. Gene Ontology annotation, molecular function: protein heterodimerization activity; protein homodimerization activity; channel activity. Gene Ontology annotation, biological process: release of cytochrome c from mitochondria; extrinsic apoptotic signaling pathway in absence of ligand; positive regulation of apoptotic process. Gene Ontology annotation, cellular component: mitochondrial outer membrane. The transcript is spliced from 5 exons. Lineage: Eukaryota; Metazoa; Chordata; Mammalia; Tubulidentata; Orycteropodidae.